AUGUGCAAGACACCCUCGGACAAAUCUGUUUCAUAUUUUAUUGACCUUCCAAAAUCGAAAUGGUUGGAAGCAUUCCCUAAAAAUAGAGAUAUCGUAGAUUUACUUGAUUUACUACACAAAGAAGACGAUGUUUGUUCACUUCACGAAAACCGGCUGUUCGAAUUCUUCUGUGUCAUUCAUAAUGUGUUGUGUUGUAGUCUUUGCCUAUAUCACACGCAUAGAUUAUGUAAAGGUGUAGCGAGGAUAGAAGAGUAUAAGGAAACAUGUCUUGAAAAAACUAAAACGGAGGUGCAGUGUUUUCAGGAUGAUAUAUUUUCAAAAAUCCUUCACGUCAGUGAACAAUAUGACAUUAACAACGGAAUGUUACGUCGCUUAAAGGACUUUGAGAAACAUCUGAAGGAUGUGAUAGGGCAUGUUGAAAGAACACAGUAUGAUAUUUUUCUCAAAAUACAAACAUUGAAGAAGCGAAAUAAAACAGAUAUAAAGGCCCUUGAACAGAAAAUUAAACAGUCUACAAAUAUAUCUUGUCUAUUGAAAAUUCAAAAUGAGAUUAAAGAUACCACAGAAGAAAUAAAUUGCAUCAAGGACGAAAUAAGUGCAAUUGAUAACGGUAUUGCUGACAUUUUCCCGGGUGUUGUGGAUUUAACAGAACAUUUAAAACGUAUCCAUGUGUCGUUAGUUGAAGACUUCAAAGCAAAGGAAAGAGAUUCUCAAACAAAAUUUGAAACAGCUAAGGAGGCUGCCACAAAUGCCGAAAGCAACGCGCAAAGGUUGGACGACGCAAUUAAACCUAACAGAAACUUACACCCAGCCAGAUCCAGGGAAAACGGGACACUCGCUUUUCCCGCCAUUGAAACCGCCUCCAUGGUCGAGGGGUAA
Messenger RNA from Ruditapes philippinarum (Manila clam), 879 nucleotides. RefSeq lists its product as uncharacterized. The coding region runs from base 1 to 879 and encodes 292 amino acids. The record is from RefSeq and is a predicted model, not a curated record. Lineage: Eukaryota; Metazoa; Mollusca; Bivalvia; Venerida; Veneridae. The transcript has 2 exons.